AUGUCGAACGGCUCUACCAACGGCACGGCCAGCGCUGGCUCGCCCCAGAAAUAUCUCAGCACCCGCGGCGAUGACUACGAUCUGUCUUUCGAAGAGGUCGUCCUGAAAGGCCUUGCCUCCGACGGCGGCCUUUACAUCCCCGAGCAGAUUCCCGACGCCAGUCAAUGGCAAAGUUGGAAGGACCUGUCCUUCCCCGACCUUGCGCUCGAGGUUCUCUCGCUCUACAUUUCGCCCACCGAGAUCCCCCGGGAAGACCUCAAGGGCAUCAUUGACCGCAGUUACUCGACCUUCCGCGCUCCAGAGACCACGCCGCUGAAGCACUUGCACGACAACCUAUACCUACUCGAAUUGUUCCACGGGCCAACCUUUGCCUUCAAGGAUGUUGCCCUGCAAUUUCUGGGCAACCUGUUCGAAUACUUCUUGGUGAGGAAGAACGUUGGAAAGACAGGCCGGGACAGGCAUCAUCUUUCCGUGGUUGGUGCCACGAGUGGUGACACUGGUUCCGCCGCCAUUUACGGCCUGAGGGGAAAGAAGGAUGUUUCCGUCUUCAUCCUGCACCCCAAGGGCCGUGUCAGCCCCAUCCAGGAGGCGCAGAUGACCACAGUCUUGGAUGCCAACGUUCACAACUUGGCAGUCACCGGCACGUUCGAUGAUUGCCAGGACAUUGUCAAGGCCCUGUUCGCAGAUCCUGAUAUCAAUUCGACUCUCAACCUGGGAGCUGUGAACUCGAUAAACUGGGCCCGCAUUCUCGCACAGAUUGUUUACUACUUCCACUCAUACUUCUCAAUGGCCAAGGCCAAUUCGGACUUCAAGGUUGGCGACAAGGUACGAUACGUCGUGCCCACUGGCAACUUCGGCGACAUCCUUGCCGGCUACUUCGCCCACAGAAUGGGUCUGCCAGUCGACAAGCUUGUCGUGGCUACCAACGAGAACGAUAUUCUGGAUCGCUUCUGGAAGACUGGCAAAUACGAGAAGCAGCCUGCGCAUGGCCCCGAGGCUCAAGGUGGACUGGCUGUGGAUGGUGUCAAGGCCCACGAGGAUGGUGUGAAGGAAACCCUGAGCCCGGCCAUGGACAUCCUCGUGUCGAGCAACUUCGAGCGCCUUUUGUGGUUCUUGGCCUACGAGUUUGCAGAGUCGGCAAAGAUGGACGACGAGUGGAACAAGAGACAAGCCGGCCAAGAGGUCUCGGCGUGGCUGAAGCAGCUCAAGUCCAGUGGUGGCUUUGGCCCUGUGUACAAGGACGUCCACGAAGCCGCCAAGCGUGAUUUUGAGAGCGAGCGGGUGAGCGACUCUCAGACUGUUGAGACCAUCAAGGCCUACUUCAACAAGCUCGGCUACGUGCUGGACCCCCACUCGGCUGUUGGAGUCGCCGCCUCCGUACGAUCGAUGGAGCGUGCAGGACAAGUCCCGCAUAUCUCCUUGUCUACUGCCCACCCGGCCAAGUUUGCAGGUGCCGUCGACCUUGCCCUGAAAGAUGAGCAAGGAUUCAAUUUCGAAGAGAACGUUCUGCCCCCAGAGCUCGUCGGCUUAGAGAGCAAGGAGAAGAGGGUGUCGGAUGUAGAUAACGACUGGAAAGUCGUGCGCGAGCUGGUCAAGAAGCAGGUUGAGGAGGAGCUUCAAGGCGCUGCACACUAG
Molecule: messenger RNA, 1635 nt
Organism: Neoarthrinium moseri
Lineage: Eukaryota; Fungi; Ascomycota; Sordariomycetes; Amphisphaeriales; Apiosporaceae
Exons: 3
Coding region: 1-1635 (544 amino acids)
Biological process (GO): L-threonine biosynthetic process
Molecular function (GO): threonine synthase activity; pyridoxal phosphate binding
Source: RefSeq, a predicted model, not a curated record